Messenger RNA from Notechis scutatus (mainland tiger snake), 1603 nucleotides. NCBI's taxonomy places the organism in Eukaryota, Metazoa, Chordata, Lepidosauria, Squamata, Elapidae. The record is from RefSeq and is a predicted model, not a curated record.
GUUCCUAGGCACACUUAUUCAUGAUUAGCUGAACCAUGGUUUAAUGAACCCAAGUUUCCAAGCUUAUACAAUGUCAAAACCACGGCCAAGUGUAGAGUCUGGGUUCCCACAAUAUCUCAACUAUCUCGGUUGAGACCCAAUGGUUGUGUGAAAAGGGAAGGAAGCCACAGAGCUUCUCCCAGACCCUCGCUCGCAGACUGCGUCUUUUCAUACCGUCCCCCCAAACCAGAAGCCAGGAAUGCAAUUUCGGCGGCGGCGCGGCUGGGAGCGCUUAAAGGGACGAGCGCACCAGGACCGCCCGGCUCGCCGAAAACCUCCGGGCCGCGCAGUGGUGCGCACGAUUGUCGGAUGGACUUGCGCUUGCGGAGACCGGCCUUCUGGGCCCAGCUCCACCUGCGGAGCGGCCUCCAGGGCUGGGACCUGCCCCGAGAACUGGCCCUAGACGCCACCUGUGACCAGCUGCCCCCAGUUGCUGACGAGGCUCUCCCGACGGCGCGGCUCUACCAGGCGGCCGGUGGGCCAACCGAGGCCCCUUGCCCUUCCAUCUCGGGGGCUCGUGAGACUGCCGGGAAGCCGCACCUGUGGAUGUGGGUGGACCCCAACCUCGUCUGCCCUAUCCCUGGACACGCCACGGGGCUGCCGCCCCUGCCUGGGCCUCGUCCCCGCGCUGCUCCAGAGGUUCCGUCCUGCACCCCAGCCCGCUUCCGAGACGCCCGCCCGGGAGAAGAGGUUCCACGAGCUGUUCAGGAUCCUGGGAGUGCCCCUGAAGCCAAAACUACCCUGCUUCCAAAAGAGGACUCCCAGAGGCCCCCCCAUGCAUGCCAGAAUGCACAAGGGAUCCAAUCCCGCAGCAGGAAGCUGCUGGCCCAGGGGAGUUGGCCUCGUCCCCCUCUCAAUUAUUGUAUCUUGAUUAGCCUUGCCCUGAGCAGCAGUGUGGACAGCAGCCUGACGGUGCAGGAGAUCUACAAGUUCACCAGCAGCAGCUUUGAGAAGACAACAGACUUCGUUUGCCUUGAAGGGAACCGCAAGUCCCGCCUGUGGAAGUUAACCACAGAGGGCAGGCGGAAGUUUCAGGAGGAGGCGCAGGCCCUGCCAGAGGAUAUGAUGGGCUUGGUGCACCAGAGCAUGGACAAGCCAGAAUUAAUGCGGUCUCUCUUUGGCCUCUGAUCCUCGGUGUGGAAGUCUGGCAGAGGUGGCCAUUUCACCCAAGGAGUUAGUUCCCAAGGAGGAUUUGAAUCUAGCCCGAGGGAAGAGGCUGGAUUUUCCAGGCACGGGCAACCCGUGAGGCUCUGGUCAUCGCCUGCUUGGCCCUCGGCCAGAAGACACUGAGCAAGGCAGCUUCAUUCUGACCGGAGCCUGAAAGAAGGGAAGGAGAUCCUCACUCGGUUUGGUGUUGGAAUUUCUCUUUGAAGCAGUAAAAGCGAAUCGAGCCCCUUUCUCUCAUUUCUCAACCUGGAGAAGAAUCUCCCUAACCCAAUAAACGCCUUCAAAGAGCAACGCGGUGUGAUUGUCCGUGGAGUUGAUUUAUAUGCGCCCCUCCUCCGUGUUGCCGCGGGGGACGCUUAGCGAGACAGGAUUUUGCUGCUUGGAAGGACCCUGAGGC